Cynoglossus semilaevis (tongue sole) is the source of this 3489-nucleotide messenger RNA. RefSeq names its product protocadherin gamma-A11-like. The coding region runs from base 471 to 2897 and encodes 808 amino acids. The transcript has a single exon. NCBI's taxonomy places the organism in Eukaryota, Metazoa, Chordata, Actinopteri, Pleuronectiformes, Cynoglossidae. Gene Ontology annotation, cellular component: plasma membrane. Gene Ontology annotation, biological process: homophilic cell-cell adhesion. The record is from RefSeq and is a predicted model, not a curated record. Gene Ontology annotation, molecular function: calcium ion binding.
GCAAAGGUAGAAUAUUUGUUAAUUCAAUUUAUUUUAUCUUCGAGAAACACGAUUAAAAAAUUAUGUUAAAGCAAAUUGAAAAAUUUCUACACUGCAUAUUUUAACCACUGUUAUUUUAAAUCAAAUCAAAAUAAUCGCAUCGAAUGAGUGUCCUCUAUGUUGAUCACAGAAAAAUAAAAUAAAAAUCUGCACAUGUUUAGUCUUUGGAACGUAACCCAUACUUUUUCAUUAGCUGGUCGUGUUAUUUAUUUAAUUUAAUUUCUAUGCAAUAUUGCAAAAGGACUCAGGGCGUCGCUGUUCACCCGCAGAUUUGAAAUUCAGUUCUCCACCCACAGUAAAGGGACAGUUGAAGAAUAGAAACGUACCCGACGUUAUUGUGGGAAGGACGUAUCAUAAUUUUGACUAUUUCGUCUUGGUUGCAUCGGUGACUGGACUAAAGGACCGUGUCUACACCAGAACUGUGGAGGAAAAUGGGCCACAAAGAGAAUUCGUUGCAGAUCUUUGUUUACUGUUUGGCUGUUAUUCUUUAUACGUCGGCUGCAGACCUCAGCUUUUCGAUUCCGGAGGAGACGAGGCCAGGAUCCAUUGUUGGAAAUAUCGCCCAGGUCCUCGGGUUGGAUGCAGCAAAGCUAUCCUCUCGUAAAGCCCGCAUUGAUACAGAGGAAAUAUACCAGCACUACUGUGCUAUAGAUCUUAAAACCGGGGACUUGGUCGUCAGAGAACGGAUCGACAGAGAGGAGCUUUGUGCGGAGAAAAUUUCCUGUAUGCUUAAAUUUGAGUUGGUCCUCGAGAGCCCAUUGGAGCUUCACCGCAUUUCGCUUUUAGUCCAGGACAUCAAUGACAAUUCACCAAUCUUCCCGAAAGAUGUGAUUAAGUUGGAAAUCAGCGAGUCCGCCUUCAAAGGGGCUCGAUAUCGUGUAAGUGAGGCACACGACGCAGACAUCGGCCAAAAUACAGUCAAACAAUAUAGUGUCGAACAAAAUGAACAUUUUGUCUUGUCGGUACAAGACGACACAGAUGGGAAUAAGAUCAUAGACUUGGUCUUAGACAAAGAACUGGACCGUGAAAAGGAGCAAAGUUUAGAAUUCACGUUAUUUGCAGUCGAUGGUGGUAAUCCACAGAAAUCUGGAACUGCUAAUAUACACGUAACUGUGCUGGAUGCUAAUGACAACGCACCGGUGUUUGACCAGGCCACCUACAAGGCCAGUAUACCUGAAAACGCUGCCGUUGAUACAGUUGUUAUUACAGUGAGUGCCAGUGACGCAGAUGAGGGAAUCAAUGGAGAAGUCACAUAUGAAUUUAGCCGUAUUUCAGAGAGAGCCAAGAAGAUUUUCUCACUGGAUACUAAAACUGGAGAAAUUAAAGUGAUAGGAUCUCUUGAUUAUGAGAGUAAUUCAAAAUAUGAAAUGCGCAUCAACGCUAAGGAUGGUUAUGGACUUUCCUCUGACUCCAAACUGGUGAUUGAUAUCACUGAUGUUAAUGAUAAUGCUCCAGUUAUUUACAUAAAAUCUAUGAUUAGCCCCAUACUAGAGAAUUUAGUACCUGGUACAGAGGUGGGCAUCAUUAACGUUCAAGACCGAGAUUCUGACGCAAAUGGGCAGAUCCGCUGCUCAGUUAAUCAAAAUGUUCCAUUUAAACUAGUUCCUUCCAUUAAAAACUAUUAUUCUCUGGUGACCACAGGACAACUGGACCGUGAACUAGUGUCUGAUUACAACAUUACAAUCAGUGCUACUGACGAGGGCUCUCCUCCUCUGUCCUCCUCUAAAACUGUUCACUUAUCUGUAGCUGACAUCAACGACAACCCACCUGUGUUUGAGGAACAGUCCUACAGCGCAUAUGUGACUGAAAAUAACAAACCUGGCUCCACUUUAUGUUCAGUUACUGCUCGAGACCCUGACUGGAGACAGAACGGUACAGUGAUUUAUUCUCUGUUACCUGGUGAAGUGAACGGUGCCUCAGUCUCCUCCUACCUGUCAGUUAACGGAGACACAGGUGUGAUCCACGCUGUGAGGUCAUUUGACUAUGAACAGUUUAAGAACUUUAAAGUCAACGUCAUGGCCAGAGACAACGGUUCUCCUCCACUGAGCAGCAACGUGACUGUCAGUGUAUUUAUAUCAGAUGUGAAUGACAACUCUCCUCAGAUAUUGUAUCCCUCCUCAGAUAGAAACUCCUUCAUGACAGAGUUAGUUCCUAAAGCUGCACACGGAGGUUCUCUGGUGUCCAAAGUGAUAGCAGUGGACGCAGACUCUGGACAGAACGCCUGGCUGUCCUAUCAAAUAGUUUCAUCUACUGAUCCAGGACUUUUCACUAUUGGUGUCCACAGUGGAGAGAUCAGGACACAGAGGGACAUUUCUGAAUCUGACAGCAUGAAACAGAACCUUGUUGUUGCAGUGAAAGAUAACGGACAGCCCCCUCUCUCUGCCACCUGCUCCAUGUAUUUGAUUAUUUCUGAUAACUUGGCUGAAGUGACAGAACUGAAGGAACUUUCUCACGAUGAUAAUUCAAAGUUGACAUCUUACCUGAUCAUUGCACUGGUCUCUGUGUCCACCUUCUUCUUGACCUUCAUCAUCAUCGUCCUGGGUGUGAGGUUCUGUCGCAGAAACAAACCCAGACUGUUGUUUGAUGGAGCAGUCGCCAUCCCCAGCGCUUAUCUUCCUCCUAAUUACUCAGAUGUUGACGGCACAGGAACUUUACGCAGCACCUACAAUUAUGACGCCUACCUGACAACAGGUUCUAGAACCAGUGACUUUAAGUUUGUGACGUCAUACAAUGACAACACACUGCCUGCUGACCAGACUCUGAGGAAAAGUCCCAGUGAUUUUGUUGAUCCGUUUGAGGAACUGGAAGACUCUGGAGAGGUAGGAUCAGUUCAAACACUCCCCACAUCUCUGCCCUAAGCUUGUAUUGAGGUCAUUCAUUUAAAACUGCCCUUUACAUUUAGAUGAAUACGUCAUAUCAACUGGAACAGGACACAGCUCACAUAUCUUUGACAAAUAUGCAGAGGUUCUACAUGCCUCAGAAGCCUUUUUAACGGACUGCUGUUAUUGAGAUUUAACAGUGAACAGUUGUGGUCAGUUGUAGUCUGUUUGUUUUCAAUUUUGCAUUUGUCCAAAUAGGAACCUGAUGUUUAGUGUAAAUGAAUUCACCUCCACUGUUGUUAGAUAAACGUGUCGUUUUAUGGAACAAUUGACGUUGGUUUCGCACGGUUGUCUUAUCUGCAAGGUAUCUGUCCAUGGUGCUGAUCUACUCGACACUCAUACAUUGAGCAUUUCGGCUGUGAUUAAUUUAUCAACCAUGCUGCUUAACGGAGGAAUAUAAUAUUUUGCUAGAAUUUGUAAAUCUAAUUCAUAGAUUUUUAUUCGACACAUUUGUCAAAAAUCAAUUUACUUUGUAAUGAAAAUAACAUUUGACUUCUUUGUGAUUGUUAUUCAAAAGGAAUAAUAUUUUUUUAUACUCUGUAUCGUGAUCCUUUAAAAAUCAUAAUCCAUC